Cylicocyclus nassatus is the source of this 2700-nucleotide messenger RNA. The record is from the annotation of a GenBank genome assembly. NCBI's taxonomy places the organism in Eukaryota, Metazoa, Nematoda, Chromadorea, Rhabditida, Strongylidae.
GAUUGGUAAAAUCAAUGACGUAAGGUAACCUACGACAACCCCCCUCGCCACGAAGUGUAUGUGUACCGAUUUUGCUUCAUGAAAGAUGAAUCUAUAUACACCCGCCGAUGGACUAUUUGGGACACAUGUCACUUGGGAAGAUAUUGAAGGGGACUUACAAAGAGAGCUUCACACUGCCGCAAAAUUUGGUGCUAACAAGACAGCGAAAAAUAUUGGAGACAUGAAAGGAUUCAUGUCCAGAAUGGUUCUCAUCGAUCCUGACUGGCAGAACAUUAACAAUGACCUCCCGAAAAAAUUUGUCGUUAAGAUUAUCUCUUCACUAGCAAUGCUCGAGCUUACGGAAAAACUAUCGAAAGCUCGCAACUUGCCGAAUCACUUCAGUACAGAAGAAAUGAAAAAAACCAUUGAGGUCAAGCAGUGGAAGGCUCACAACGUUGAAGUCAGCGUGUACAAUCAGUUACUGAAACUUCCAAAAGGAAAGAUGCCUAUGCCAAAGAUUUAUUACAUGAAAAAAUUUUCGGAUGUUAACCCGGUGAAAGGUUACAUAAUCAUGGAGUACGUCACUGACCUUCACUCUGUGCGUGUUUAUGAUAAUGUGCCCCCGGAAGCCAUAAUUGAGACACUUCACGCUUUAGCAGCAAUGGAAGCAAUGUCAUUAAAGUUUUCUUCGGAUGAAGAGAAACAGUUUCCAAGAAGAUUCUUUACAGAAUUCUACAAAGAUUUUCUUGCAGAGGACGCUUUACACAAUAUCAUGAAGAUUUGUCGCUCCUUUGCAGCGGGAAAAUUUGCGGCAAAAGCAGAUAAAAUAGAGGAAAUUUUGACCGCGCUUAUCGAUGAGCAGUGGCUUGAUCAGGUUCCAGAAGAGUUGGGAAUGCAACGUGUUCUUUGUCAUGGAGACUUGUGGUCUUCGAACAUGCUUUGGAAACAGAACAACAACAGCUUUGACAUGGUUGCUCUUAUCGAUUUUCAGACUGCACAUAUGGGAUGUCCGGCGACCGACAUCGCACGGUUAUUCGGUACUUGCCUGAGCGGAAGGUAUAAACAGCUUCAUUGGGAGGAACUUUUGGAGCAGUUUUACGAGUAUUUGUUAGAAGAAGUUGGCAAUGGAAAAAUGCCUUUCACUCUCGAUCAGUUGAAAGAGUCGUACCGCCGAGUUUUGCCAAUGUGCACCUUCCUCGUCUUAGCAACGGUUGCAGCUUUCUUUAAUGAGCUGGAAAAUUGCCCCGAAGAAGAUAAGAAGAAAAAGGGUAUGGAUAUUUUGACCGAGAAGGUGGGGUGCAUGAUGGAUGACAUACUCUAUUAUCAUGAGCGCAACAUGUUGCUUGGAAACGAGAAUAAGAAGCCUCGGUCUUGUUUGGAAAUCUCCAAAGAAUUGAAUUUAUAUACACCCGCCGGUGGCCUAUUUGAUACUCAUGUCACUUGGGAAGACAUAGAAAAGGAUCUACAAAGAGAAUUCCAUACGUCUGCAAGUUUCGGCCCCAAUAAAUCUGCGAUGAAUAUUGGAGAGGGCAGAGGAUUCAUGUCAAAAAUCGUACUUAUCGAGCCUGAUUGGCAACAUAAAGACAAAUACUUGCCUAAACAAUUUGUCGUCAAGAUUAUUUCUUCCUUAGCAAUGCUUCAAGUGUUUGGAGUAUUGUCUAGUGACAGAAACGCACCAGACGCUUUUAAGGAGAUGAAAAAACAGAUCGAGUCCAAUCAAAAGUUGGCUCACAACGUUGAGGUCAACGCUUACACCCACCUAUUGGAACUUCCUGAAGAAAAAGUACCUAUACCAAAGAUUUACUAUAUGGAGAAGUUUUCGGAGUCAAAUCCAGUCAAGGGUUAUAUAAUAAUGGAUUUCAUUGAUGAUCUCCAGUUAGUACAUGUUUAUGAUAACAUACCUCCGAAAGCUACAAUAAAGAUACUCCGCGCUUUAGCAGCAAUGCAAGCAAUGUCUAUGAAGUUUUCAGCGGAAGAGAAAAGAAAGUUUUUACCUUUGCCUUUCGCGAAUCUCUUUGACGAGUUAUUCGGUAAAGAGAAACAGCACAGCGUUGUUGCCACAUGCCACUCCUUUGCGCCGGCGCUCUCUGAAAAAAUCGACAAAAUGGAAGAAAUUUUACCUGCAAUUCUGGAUGCAGAAUGGCUCGAUCAAAUACCGGAGAAGUUGAAAAUGCAACGUGUACUCUGCCACGGAGAUAUGUGGUCUGCAAAUAUGCUCUGGAAAAGAAAUGGUGAAGAAAGAGUCGACAUGGUUGCGCUGAUCGAUUUUCAGACUGCGCAUAUGGGCUGUCCCGCAUUCGAUUUGGUGCGAUUGUUUGGCACAUGUCUCUGUGGCAGGUAUAGACAGUUACAUUGGGAGGAGCUAUUAGAGGAAUUUUACGCUUAUUUGGUAGAAGAAGUUGCUUACGGGGAGAUGCCCUACACCUUUGAACAGUUGAAAGAAUCAUAUCGCCGAUGCUUACCAAUGGGAUUAUUUUUCGCGUUGUUUGCUAUGUCCUUUUUCUUCGAUGAGGUAUUGAAGUGUAGUGAAGAAGACAAAAGGAGGAAGCAAAUCGAUAUUUUGAUCGAAAAAAUGGAAUGUGCUUUGGAUGACUUAAUAGUUUAUCACAAGCGCAACGUCAAGCUGAGGGAGCACAGCAACGUUAUUUUCAAGAAAAGGAGGCAAUAGUUCUGCUUCUCGAUUCUUUCGUUUGGAUUGGCUGAUAAAGCAUUACUCUUGUC